AAAUUAUCAAAACGAUUUAAUCGUGUUUCAGUUGCAGUGGUGGUAGCGUUUUUUAUUUGUUGGGCACCAUUCCACGCCCAAAGACUAUUAGCUGUCUACGCGCAGAACAGUAAGGAUAAACCGGAAGAUGCAUUAGUAAUAAUCUAUACCAUCCUCACGUAUAUGUCGGGAGUGUUUUAUUACCUUUCUACGACAGUGAAUCCAUUGUUGUAUAACAUCAUGUCCAACAAAUUUAGAGAGGCUUUCAAGUCAAUGCUGCCGAAUUGCUGUGUAAAAUGGUCAUCUCAAAAAUCAGAGCCACGACGACCUAUCUACAGUAGUCUAUCACGUUAUCCGAGAUACACAUUUAGACAAACAAAUGAUCGUCAAAAUUCACCGUCAAUAUCCGUCAGUGAUGAUAAUCAAAAGUUGACAAGCAUCGUACGAAUAUCGAACAUGACUGAGUAUAACAGAUUAACCGAACUGAACAAUGAGCAAAAAUUGCCUAAUUCGACGAUGAACAAAAUCAAUAAUCGAGAAUAUAAAAGAAGCGUGUCGAGAGGAUCGAAUUCCAAUCAAUUCAUUUUGAUGACGACUGUUAACGAGGGUAACAACAAUAUGGCUCCCACUUAUACGAACGAGUGUCUAUUAAACAUUCAGAAACCUUCAAGGACUCUUACGCUUGGAAUACUUGCCGAAAAAUUGAGAUUGGAAACAAAAGAAUUAUUUUCACCUCAGCAGAAAACUAAGAGUAAUCUGAUGAAAUUGGAGACAACGCCAGCCAUCAGCCCAUCUAGAUUUCAAAGUCACCCAAGUAUCGAUAGUGCAAAUACUAUCAGCAAUUCCAGUUUACAAGAUUAUGAUGAAACAGAGUUCAGUGGCAUGGAAUUGGCGCGAUAUAUGGGUGAAUUAAAUUGUGAUUUAAUCGCUUAAUAUUCACUUCAAAAUGAAAUGUUCCUCCAUCGAAUAAACGUAGCAUAAGUAUUUAAUAUAAUUAAGAAUCGUUGUACCAAAUAUCUCGAAAAAACUAAGAAUUUAUAAAGUUAAGAACCUUAGAUAUAAAAAUUUAUAUAUUCAAAAAAAAAGAAAAUAAAUAAAAA
Messenger RNA from Apis dorsata (giant honeybee), 1079 nucleotides. RefSeq lists its product as uncharacterized. Gene Ontology annotation, biological process: neuropeptide signaling pathway. The record is from RefSeq and is a predicted model, not a curated record. The annotation marks the transcript as partial. Gene Ontology annotation, cellular component: plasma membrane. The transcript is spliced from 3 exons. NCBI's taxonomy places the organism in Eukaryota, Metazoa, Arthropoda, Insecta, Hymenoptera, Apidae. Gene Ontology annotation, molecular function: neuropeptide receptor activity.